Ipomoea triloba (trilobed morning glory) is the source of this 1916-nucleotide messenger RNA. RefSeq names its product protein disulfide isomerase-like 5-4. NCBI's taxonomy places the organism in Eukaryota, Viridiplantae, Streptophyta, Magnoliopsida, Solanales, Convolvulaceae. The record is from RefSeq and is a predicted model, not a curated record. The transcript is spliced from 15 exons. Gene Ontology annotation, cellular component: endoplasmic reticulum; COPII-coated ER to Golgi transport vesicle. Bases 262 to 1707 code for a protein of 481 amino acids.
UUCGUCGUCACUUACUGAUCUUUUUUUAUGGGUGGUCAUUUCUGUUCGCGUGUUAGAGAGAUAGAGAUUUCCGGUUCAUACACCUCUCUCCGUAACACUCCGCACUGAGAGAGAGAUCGUGGAUUCGCAUUUGCCGUAACGGAGGCGAAGGAAUGCAUUCGCUAGCAUAACCGACUCUCUGAAUCCCUAUUACAGAUCCGUUGUUGUUAUUUGCUGAUUUUCAUAAUCUGCUUCUGUUUUUGUUUUUCUCCAUCCGGAACGAUGGUUUCGACGAGUAAAAUCAAAUCCGUUGAUUUUUACAGGAAAAUUCCAAGAGAUCUGACUGAGGCAUCGCUGUCUGGUGCUGGCCUAUCCCUUUUUGCAGCCUUUUGCAUGAUCCUUUUAUUUGGAAUGGAACUAAGUGAUUACUUGACUGUGAGCACCACGACAUCAGUAGUUGUUGAUGAAAGUGCUGAUGGGGAUUUUUUACGAAUUGAUUUUAACAUUAGUUUUCCCGCGUUGUCUUGUGAGUUUGCAUCUGUGGAUGUGAGUGAUGUCCUGGGAACGAAUAGGUUGAAUAUAACAAAAACAGUGCGCAAGUAUUCCAUAGAUUCAAAUUUGGUGCCUACUGGUUCUGAAUUUCAAUCUGGAGCAAUUGCAAAUGCUAUUAAGCAUGAUGAGGAAGUAAAUGAAGAGCAUGCUGAAGGUGCUGUGAGACUAACUGGCCGUAAUUUUGAUAGAGUAUCACACCUAUAUCCAAUUGUGGUCGUGAAUUUCUAUGCCCCUUGGUGCUAUUGGAGCAACCGAUUGAAACCUUCUUGGGAGAAAGCAGCCCAAAUAGUAAGAGAAAGAUAUGACCCAGAAAGUGAUGGGAGAAUUAUUUUGGGAAAGGUUGAUUGCACUGAAGAAGUUGAUUUAUGUAGAAGGAAUCACAUACAAGGUUAUCCAUCUAUUCGCAUCUUCAGGAAAGGAAGCGAUGUUAGAGAUGAUCAUGGGCACCAUAAUCACGAGUCAUACUAUGGUGACCGGGAUACAGACAGCCUGGUGAAGACGAUGGAAGAACUGGUUGCACCUAUUGCAUUGGAGUCUCAAAAGGUUAGUUCAGAUAGUAAGUCUGUCGACGUGACAGAUGGGAUAAAAAGACCUGCACCAGUAACUGGAGGAUGCAGAGUUGAAGGCUUUGUGCGUGUUAAGAAGGUUCCUGGAAACGUUGUUGUAUCAGCUCGUUCAGCAGCUCAUUCAUUUGAUGCUUCUCAGAUGAACAUGUCACAUGUAAUUUACCGAUUUUCCUUUGGUAAGAUGUUAACUCCAAAGGCGGCGAGCGAUGUGAAGAGGUUAAUACCAUACCUUGGUCAAAGCUUUGACAAGUUGAGAGGCAAUGCAUACAUUACUAAUCCAAAGGAGUCACGUGAAAAUGUUACCAUUGAGCAUUACCUUCAAGUAGUGAAAACAGAGGUGGUUGCAAGAUCCUAUAAAAUAGCUGAGGACUAUGAGUACACAGCUCAUAGUAGUUUGGUUCACAGUACUUCCAUACCUGUUGCAAAGUUUCAUUUUGAGCCGUCGCCUUUACAGGUCCUCAUAACAGAAGACUCAAAAUCUUUUUCACACUUCCUUACAAAUGUAUGUGCCAUUAUCGGAGGUGUUUUUACGGUAGCUGGCAUAGUUGAUUCCAUUUGGCACAAUACUAUGAGGCUCAUGAAAAAAGUUGAACUAGGAAAGAAUUUUUGAUAGAGAUAAAACUCUUAGUAUAGUGAGUAGAUUAUAGUUCCUGAACAUUAGUUUACUAAGGUGCGCUUUAAUUUUAAUGUAAACUAAUGUAUGUUGUUCUUCGUUCAAACUUCAAACAGAGCACAUGAAACUUGACUGUUGUUUAUCGGAUUGCCAUUAUAGGUCGAUCUGAAUUCUGACAUUUAGAGAAAGAAAAUUAUUUAUUAGUG